This is a messenger RNA of Adineta ricciae, 447 nucleotides long. The record is from the annotation of a GenBank genome assembly. Lineage: Eukaryota; Metazoa; Rotifera; Eurotatoria; Adinetida; Adinetidae.
AUGAUGAAGUUAGUUUUUCUGUUUGUGUUGACGAUUGCACUCGUCGCGGGAUCUGAGACGACACAAUCAUCCCUUGAAUCGCGUGGAUUAUUUGGCUUUGCACAAUUUAUUUGGCAUUACACGGGCCGAAAUCCGUUAGAUUACAACGAUUAUGGUUGCUGGUGUGGUAUCGGUAGAAAGGAUACGAAGGCGGUUGAUGCUGUUGACGAAUGUUGCAAGGCUCACGAUGCAUGUUACGAAAACAUAUUUUAUUUGAGCGUCAGUUCGUUGUGUUUAAAUGGUGUAGAUACAGCGGAGUACAAAGCGUCCAAUCGAAAAAGACAUACACUACGUACAACGAGAGAAACACCGCAAAUAGUCUUCGUUAUUUUGGUAUUUGUGUUUUUUCUUCCUCCGUUCUGUGCUCGAGCAUUUUCCCCAGUAACUGCUUGUCGUCUAACCGGAUAA